AUUUCCAUGCCGACAAGUCCCAACUCCCAGGCUUCGAUUUUGUUUUGUGCCUAAUUCUGAAUGCAUAAGGUUGUCCAAAUUCAUUGUUUCUUUUUGGUUUCUUAGUACAUCAUUUCCAAUUAUCCCAAAAAAUUUCAGUUUUGGCUAUAUAUCCACUGUGGUGUAAGGAACCAAACAACCAUGUCUACAGUAGUAGCUAUGGUAUCUUCUUCCACCACGGUUCAACCCUGUUCUUCCUGGACCUGUGGCUCCUUUCCCAUUUCAAAGCUCGCUCCAUCACUCUAUUUCAAAGCCAGAACCAGAACCAGAACAAGAACCAGCUUAACAUGGUUGAAUACACAACCUCGUGCUGCUUUGGCUGAGGCAGCAACACCAAGUUCAGCUCCUUCACCUGCACUCAGAAAUGGGUCCCUCAAGGUGCUUGCUCUUCCAGGGGAUCGUGCUGAUGACCUGCAAGCUGAGGCUAGAGCCAUGGUUCGUGCUGCCAAUGCUUCUGUCUACACCCCUCAACUUGUUGCUUCCAAAUAUGGUUCUCAACCCUUCAAGGUGGUGGGAAGGACCCUUCAGAUUCUGAGUGCAUUAGGUUCAUUUUGGUUGAAGUUAUUGUUGGACCAAAGAAAUGGAGUGCUUGAUCAGAAUAGAAAGAUUCGUGCAAUUGAGCUCAGAACUAUAUUCACUCGGUUGGGACCAACUUUUAUCAAAUUGGGUCAGGGAUUGUCUACCAGGCCUGAUAUAUGUCCACCUGAGUAUCUAGAGGAGCUCUCUGAACUUCAAGAUGGUUUGCCAACAUUUCCUGAUGAGCAGGCCUUUGCUUGCAUUGAGAGGGAAUUAGGACUAUCUCUUGACUCUAUUUACUCUUCGAUAUCUCCAUCACCUGUUGCAGCAGCCAGUUUGGGUCAAGUUUAUAAAGCUCAGUUGAGGUCCUCUGGGAAACUCGUCGCUGUCAAGGUGCAACGCCCUGGCAUUGAAGAAGCUAUAGGAUUGGACUUCUUCCUAAUAAGAGGUCUAGGGUUUCUCAUAAAUAAAUAUGUGGACGUAAUCACCAGUGAUGUUGUUGCACUUAUUGAUGAAUUUGCACGUAGAGUUUUUCAAGAGCUCAACUAUGUGCAGGAGGGACAAAAUGCAAGGAGAUUCAAAAAAUUAUAUGCUGACAAGGAAGAUAUCAUUGUUCCUGAUGUUUUCUGGGACUAUACAAGUGCCAAAGUAUUAACGAUAGAGUGGGUUGAUGGGGUCAAACUAAAUGAGCAAGAAGCAAUUGAGAGACAAGGAUUAAAAGUCUUGGAUCUGGUAAACACAGGCAUACAAUGCAGCCUUAGACAGCUACUUGAGUAUGGAUAUUUCCAUGCUGAUCCUCAUCCUGGGAAUCUUUUGGCAACACCUGAGGGAAAGCUUGCUUUUCUUGAUUUUGGGAUGAUGAGUGAGACUCCAGAAGAAGCAAGAGUUGCCAUAAUUGGUCAUGUUGUUCACUUGGUUAACCGAGACUACGAGGCUAUGGCUCGUGACUACUAUGCUCUUGAUUUCUUAUCAAAUGAUGUUGAUAUAUCUCCAAUCGUACCAGCACUUCGAAACUUCUUUGAUGAUGUACUUAAUUAUACUGUGAGUGAGCUUAACUUCAAGACACUGGUGGAUGGCCUGGGAAAUGUUUUGUACCAAUAUCCAUUUAAUGUCCCACCAUACUACGCAUUAAUAUUAAGAUCUCUCACUGUUUUAGAAGGUUUAGCAUUAUAUGCUGAUCCCAAUUUUAAGGUGCUUGCUGCCUCAUACCCCUAUUUUGCUAAAAGGCUCCUAACAGAUCCAAAUCCAUAUCUAAGAGAUGCUCUUAUUGAGUUGCUUUUCAAGGAAGGGAGAUUCAGAUGGAAUAGACUUGAAAACCUGCUAGUCCAGGGGAGAAAGGACAGAGAUUUCUCCGCUAAAGAGGCUUUACAACCUGUCUUCAAGGUAUUGUUGAGUCCAGAUGGUGAAGAGCUGAGGACUCUAGUUAUCAAAGAGGUUGUUCGUGUAUCUGAAGCUUUUACUCUUGUGACAAUUUCUGAUACAUACCCGUAUUUUCCUGCCUUUGUGAGGACCCUUGUCUUCUAUGGCAAUGCAAAUGGACCCUUCAUGAUGUCAGAAACGGAAAAGGAAAGCAUGAUAGAGCUUAGAGAUCAAGUGAUUAGGAUAUGGGGACUUCUGCAAUCCUCUGAUGGUUUUGAUCCAGCUCUUUUGCUACCAAUAUUACAGGUCCUUCAACAACCUGAGGCACGUAAACUUGGGGGGCGUGUUGUGGGUGGGAUCUCUCAACGUUUAGCAGCUCGCAUUCUUCAUCAAGUACUUCAGGUCCCAAGAGCAGCUUCUACAUAGAUUCUGUGUCACUAGAAAGGCUAGGUUAUUAUAGACAGGGAAGAUAGGAGUUACAUUCCUAAGUCCUAACACAAGAAGAAAAAAGUAAGAAGUUGAUUCUGCAAAAAUUGUUUGAUUCUCUUGUCAGUUUUGGAUCUUCCAAUUUGGUCCAAAAAACUGUAUAUGGGGUUUGCUCAUCAUUAUUGAUGCUGUGUCGUCAAGAUCAGCAUCAAGGCAUCAUAAUAUAAUAAUAGCAAUUGGUAAGUCAUUGCUCUUACGUGCACAUCUUGCGGUUUCUUAUUCAUUAUGCCACAGAGAUAUUUCGGUAAAAUUAACAAUUAUAGAGCUUGAUUCCAUAUGGAACUAGAAUUUGAAGGAGAAAACAUGUAGGCUUGGCAAUGGCAUAAAU
This is a messenger RNA of Gastrolobium bilobum, 2728 nucleotides long. Its product is annotated as protein ACTIVITY OF BC1 COMPLEX KINASE 3, chloroplastic-like. Lineage: Eukaryota; Viridiplantae; Streptophyta; Magnoliopsida; Fabales; Fabaceae. The record is from RefSeq and is a predicted model, not a curated record. The transcript is spliced from 8 exons. Gene Ontology annotation, biological process: protein phosphorylation. Gene Ontology annotation, molecular function: protein kinase activity; ATP binding. The coding region runs from base 181 to 2340 and encodes 719 amino acids.